CUAAAAAGGGAUACAACUAUGAGUGCAGGCGAAGGUCGAUAAAUCAAACACUCGCUCAUGUGGAGACCCAGGCACAGCACUUGCGACAAGGCCAUUCGGGGUCAAGCUCCUCUAUUUGUCUAUUCCCGCCUGUGUAGUAGAACGAAGGUUUACAGUCGCGAUGAUGUUACACACGUGACACAGAUAUCCCAGUACUCAUCACAAACCAAAAUUCCCAAAGUUCCUAAAGUCCCCAAAAGGAAACCGCCAACCAGCACUUCUUUAAAUCUUAAAGAUCUACCACAGGGGCUACUUCCUUGCGCGCCUGUCAGUGUACCAAGCCAAGAUGAAGCGCCGACGUAUCCAACCGUGGUACUCCAGGCCCAGACCAAUAUGAGAAAGUUUGAAAAUUGUGUUCUUCUUACACGCGUUGGUGGAUUUUAUGAACUCUACUUUGAGCAUGCGGAAGAAUUUGGCCCUCUCCUUAAUCUCAAGGUAGCCCAGAAAAAGACAAAUGCUGGUCCCGUGUCUAUGGCAGGUUUCCCAUUCUUUCAGCUAGACAGGUUCUUGAAGGUACUAGUUCAAGACUUGAAUCGUUAUGUUGCAAUUGCCGAGGAGUUUGCCAACGAUACAUCAACCAAAGUCAAAUCAGGAGGGCUGCUUCAUGACCGGAAGGUCGCGCGCAUUGUCACCCCAGGAACUCUGAUUGAUGAAAACUUCAUUGACCCUUUAUCAAAUAACUAUGUCCUCGCAAUCCAGCGCGGCCGCAGUGUUUCCCAGACAGAGCGGAAGGACGUAGACGAGCUAGUUGGCCUGGCAUGGUUGGAUCUUUCAACCGGCAACUUCUACACACAGUCGACAACGUUGGCAUUGUUGUCAAGUGCCAUCUCGCGAAUCGGGCCACGGGAAAUCGUACUUGAGAAGGAUCAGGAAAACUCGGCAACUGAUGGUUUACUGGCAGUGCUUAGUGACGAUCGCCACGUGAUUACAUACUGCUCAGUGGAAGAAAGGAAGCCAAUGGCUUCGUGGGGACUGAUGUUGGAGAGCAAGAUGCCUGCUGAUAUAGUGGCCAGUUUUGCAUCAGAAGAAGUUGAUGCUGGAAGUCUGCUGUUGGAGUAUGUUGGCACUCGCCUACAGGGCUUGAGUCUGAAGCUUCAGCCUCCCAUUCAAUACCGUUCACAGGAGAUCAUGGCCAUAGACAGAAACAGUCUACGGGGCCUUGAGAUAAUGGAGAACUAUAGGGAUGGCAACUAUGUUGGGAGCCUGCUUCAUGCACUGCGAAAAACAGUCACAAAGAGCGGCUCUCGACUACUGAAAGAGUGGCUUGGUGCUCCCUCGACAUCACUUCAGGUGAUAAACGACCGGUUAGAUCUUGUAGCCCACAUACUUGGAGAUACAGCCCUCCGAGAGCGACUGAUGACCCUGCUUCGACGUUGUCAUGACUCUCAACGCCUAGUCCAGAAGUUCGCUCUAGGAAGAGGAAAUGCAGAUGACCUUUUAGCUUUGUCAACUACUAUAUCGGCAACGCAAGAACUGGCGUCAACGAUACGAGCGACGCUACAGGAAGGGCCAGGCUUCCCGGAAUCAUCCCCACCAGAGUCCUUAUCACGGCUUCUUUCACGCAUUGAGCUCGAUGGCCCGCUUGCUCUAGCAAGCAAAAUCAGAAAUGCGAUCGAUGAAGAAGGCGUUGUGCAGCAACAUAGAAUAGAGGAUGAAGAAGCAGGAACGAUUAUGGAAAUGGCGGAACAGAUUGCGACAUCCGAAGGCUCUACGGACGAUAUUGCAGCAAUAAAGCGAGGCCGGGGCAAGAAAACGACAAAAAGCAUACGCGAGCACUAUAGUGAGGACACUCAAGUGUGGAUUAUGAAACCUCUGGCAAGUGCAUCGUUGAAGAGGUUGCAUGCAGACCUGCUGAGCCUUGACGAGGACAAGGCAAAGUUGCAUGACAAUCUUCAGCGAGAACUUGACGCAACAACCCUCGCGCUUCGUUGGACACCUGGCUUGGGCCAUAUAUGUCAUGUGAAGGGAAAAGAUGCCAAACGUAUGGCAGAAAUGAGAAGUGUCAGCUCUAGCAAAAGCACCAAGUCAUUCCACCACCCAGAGUGGACAGAUUUGGGCCGAAGAAUAGACCAAGUCCGACUUCAGAUACGCGCCGAGGAACAGAGGGUUUUCCAAAAGCUUCGUGAAGAGGUCAUCAAGAUUUUGGUCAAGCUGCGCCGCAACGCCACUGUCCUGGACGAGCUAGAUGUCGCCUGCUCGUUUGCGACGCAUGCAAAUGAUCAAGGCCUCGUCCGCCCUGUUUUGAAUAACACUACCGCCCACAAAGUUAUGGGGGGCCGCCACCCCACGGUCCAGGUUGGUCUACAGCAGCAAGGGCGAAGCUUCGUCACAAAUGACUGCCUUGUUGGCGACGAAGACCGCGUCUGGAUCAUAACAGGACCAAACAUGGGUGGGAAGAGCACAUUUCUUCGUCAGAAUGCAUUGAUCACAAUAAUGGCUCAGGUUGGCUCCUUCGUACCAGCCGAAUACGCAGAAAUCGGUAUUGUAGACCAAAUUUUCAGCCGCGUUGGUUCUGCCGAUGAUUUGUACCGCAACCAGUCGACAUUUAUGGUGGAGAUGAUGGAGACGGCCACAAUAUUGAAGCACGCCACAGAGCGUAGCUUCGUUAUAAUGGAUGAAAUUGGACGCGGAACCACACCAGAAGACGGCAUUGCCGUGGCAUUUGCAUGCCUCCAUCAUUUAUACCACGUUAACAAAUGUCGUACAUUGUUUGCGACACAUUUCCAUGCAGUAGGGGAUAUGUCACGUCAUAUGGAGAACGUAGGCUACUGGUGCACAGAUGUUGCUGAGGAUCAAAACGGGGGGUUCAGUUACAUGCAUAAGUUGAAGAGAGGGGUCAAUAGGAAGAGUCAUUCUUUGAAGGUAGCUAGGUUGGCAGGUUUACCGGAGGCUGCAAUUGACAUCGCACAAAAGGUGUUGGAUGGGGAACCUAGAAAGUAGUUAGCAAAUGCCAAGUAACUUAUAAUAGUUUUAACAAUGGUUGGAUGUGUUCACAUCAUAAAUAAGUUGUUGUAUGGG
Pseudogymnoascus verrucosus is the source of this 3057-nucleotide messenger RNA. RefSeq names its product mismatch repair ATPase msh1 (gene MSH1). The record is from RefSeq and is a predicted model, not a curated record. Gene Ontology annotation, molecular function: ATP binding; mismatched DNA binding; ATP-dependent DNA damage sensor activity. NCBI's taxonomy places the organism in Eukaryota, Fungi, Ascomycota, Leotiomycetes, Thelebolales, Thelebolaceae. Gene Ontology annotation, cellular component: nucleus. Gene Ontology annotation, biological process: mismatch repair. Bases 58 to 2979 code for a protein of 973 amino acids. The transcript is spliced from 3 exons.